AUGCCUGACGACAGUGACUACCCACCCGUAAAGGACUUAUCGAAGUUGGAUGAUAAACAAAAACUAAGAUAUCAAGAUUUAUCAAACAACUUCAAAGAAAAGUAUGGCAAACUUCCCCAGUUUUUUGCCUCUGUACCAGGAAGAGUUAAUCUUAUUGGAGAACAUAUUGACUACUGUGGCUAUUCUGUCUUGCCAAUGGCUGUGGAACAAACGAUCAUUAUUGCUGCUCAUGUGACUAAGGAUGACAAAAUCUCAUUGUCAAAUAAGAAUCCUGAAUUUGAAGAUUAUGAAUGUUCUGUUGGCCAUGUAAUUGACAAAUCCUUUGCUGCUUGGUACACUUAUUUUCUCUGUGGACUUCAAGGCAUCAAAGAUAGUGGCAAAGCAAAGAAGCUACAUGGUCUGCAAUGUAUGGUUGAUGGAAAUAUCCCUAAAAGUGCUGGACUCUCCAGCUCUAGUGCUCUUGUCUGCUGUUCUGCACUUGUCAUUGCACAUGCUAAUGGCAUAAAGUUUACAAAGACCAGAUUGGCUGAAAUCUGUGCAGUCUGUGAACACUACUGUGGUACAGAAGGUGGUGGAAUGGACCAAUCAAUCGCUUUCAUGGCAGAGCCGGGACAGGCCAAACUAAUAUCUUUCAACCCCCUAACUGCAACACCUGUGCAACUGCCUCCAGGGGUUGUAUUUGUUGUUAGCAACAGCUGUGUAAUGAUGCACAAAGCAGCAACUUGUCACUUUAAUGUUCGUGUUGUAGAAAGCAGAAUUGGAGCACAGAUAAUUGCUAAAAAGAAAAAUCUUGAUUGGCGAAGUCUAAGAAAACUUUCAGAAAUUCAAGAGGCUCUAAAAUAUGACUUGAAGGAAAUGCUGUCCUGUGCAAAGGAACUGCUUCACCCAGAUCCAUAUACCAAAGAGGAGAUCUGCUCUUUGCUUGAAGUUAGCCCACAAGAACUGGCUAAUACCAGCUUAAGUGAAAAUACUUUACAUGUUGAGAAGUUCAAGUUGUAUGACCGUGUAACUCAUGUGUUUGCUGAAGCAGAUCGUGUAUUCCAAUUCAAAGAAGUUUGUGGCAUGACCAGUGAUGAUGCCUGCCAAAAACUUGGUGGCUUAAUGAAUGAAAGUCAUUCAAGUUGCAGCAAAUUGUAUGAAUGCAGCUGUGAAGAAUUAGAUAAACUGGUUGAGAUUUGCUUGGAAUCUGGUGCUCUCGGCUCGCGUCUAACUGGUGCUGGUUGGGGUGGAUGUGCAGUUUCUUUGGUGCCUGAAGAAAUCUUGAAGUCUUUUCUAGAUAAAGUGAAAUCUGAAUAUUACUUGUCUAAUCCAGAACUAGCUAACAAAGUGGAAGAUUCCCUGUUUGCCUCUAGACCUGGAUGUGGUGCUUUCAUUUGUAAAAACUAA
Messenger RNA from Acanthosepion pharaonis, 1386 nucleotides. Lineage: Eukaryota; Metazoa; Mollusca; Cephalopoda; Sepiida; Sepiidae. The record is from the annotation of a GenBank genome assembly.